GGAGGUGUGUUCUGUAGAGACUGGUUCUCUCUUCUUCUUCUUCUUCUUCUUCUUCUUUUUAAGUUUCAUUUUUGAACAGCAAACGGAGAACCUUUCACGUUGGUGCUGCUGCUCCAGCUGCGCGUGUGUGUGUGGUAAAAAGGAUGGUGUUUCUCUAGCUGCCACGCACAAAACAACACAUUUGACCAUGAGGACUCUUCGCAGGUUGAAGUUCAUGAGUUCGCCCAGCCUCAGUGAUCUGGGUAAGAGAGAGACGGGAGCCUUGGAUGAGCGGGAGACCCAGCAGCGCCGGGCCUGCUCCAACGCCACUUGGAACAGUAUCCAUAAUGGAGUAAUAGCAGUGUUUCAACGAAAAGGCCUUGCAGAACACGAGCUUUACAGUCUCAAUGAAGGAGUCAGGCAGCUGCUGAAAACUGAGCUGGGAUCCUUUUUUACUGAAUAUUUACAGAACCAGCUGCUUACAAAAGGCAUGGUGAUCCUGAGGGACAAGAUCCGGUUUUACGAAGGACAGAAACUGUUGGAUACCUUGGCUGAAACAUGGGAUUUCUUUUUCAGUGAUGUCCUGCCCAUGCUUCAGGCUAUAUUCUAUCCUGUGCAGGGAAAGGAGCCAUCUGUCCGCCAACUGGCCCUGUUGCACUUCAGGAAUAUUAUAACUCUCAAUAUUAAAUUGGAAGAUGCUUUGUCGCGUUCCCGAGCGAGGGUCCCUCCUUCCAUUAUUCAGAUGUUACUUAUCCUACAGGGUGUUCAUGAAUCAAAAGGAGUGACCGAAGACUAUUUAAAACUGGAACACCUGUUGCAGAAGGUCGUUUCCCCUUACUUGGGCACGUAUGGCUUGUACUCCAGUGAUGGACCUAUCUCACACUCUUCAUGUAUUCUAGAAAAGCGUUUCUUUCGACGCUCUAAAUCAGGGGAAAUCCUUGCCAAGAACCCUGUGGUGAGAUCCAAAAGCUACAACAAUCCCUUGCUGACCCCAGUCGCUGAGUACGAAACGGAGGGCACUGCCCCCAAUGGCACUGGCAUCCGACGACACUCUGUUUCUGAAAUGACUACCUGCACAGAGAUGCAGAGCUACUCCAAUCUCACCACCAUCACGGACAAUGGUUCCAAGAGUUCGAUGGUCACCAUGAAGAACUCACAGUCUGUAGAAUCAGAGAGGCUCUCUGCCGGCUCUGUGCAAUGCACCAGCAACCUCAAUGCAUCUGAACAACAAAGAGGACUCUGUUACCCAAGAGAUGACCGGAACAGGCCAUUUGAACUGGCCAGGGACUCAGACUUGAUAGCCAUAGCACCUACAGCCAGCCCUGAGAAUAUAGUAGACCAGAUUUUGGAGUCUAUUGAGUCAGAUUCUGAUGGGAUUUUCAUUGAUUUUGGCCAAAGCUGCUCCAGUUCAUCAGGGUACAAUGUGGAUGUGAGCAGACAGAGCAUUGUUUGAAGGACUUGGGAUAAGAAUCCUAGUUUGGGCUUUUGAAUUCAACCGAAGCUCUUUUAUUGGAUGAUGUGAGAGGCUCAUCUGAAAUUCUUGAGUAACUAGAGAUUCAGAUAAAGAGAAUGCCUCUCAGACCAGAGAUAAUGUAAGAGGGAUAUACAGAAAAAAUGGAUUAUCGUGGUGUGGAUCAUGGUGAGACCAGCGAACCUUUAGUUAUUGAAGUGUCUCUGCCCAUUCUGCUGGCUUCAGUGGAGUUUGCCAGGUUGCAUCAGUUGCAUAAAACUGAUAGUUCAUAAAAACCAUACUCAGUUCCAUCGGUGGCCAACCUGGGGCCUAGGUAGCACCUAGGACAAGAGGCGGCAGGCAUUUGUGGGAGACCUGGACUGGAGUAUGGGGACGCAGCAGCCUGGGAUGUGAUAUAACAUUAGGCACUUCCUCCAGCCUGCCUCUGCCCUGCUAUAUUGCUGCCUGCUCCGUGGCUUAACAGACAAGAAGCAGAACACCUGAGGGGGGCUGCAUGUGUACCGUAGUGCCCACUAGACCGCACUCUCUCCCACUCUGGACUUGACUUGUGGCACCCUUGCCAGAGAGGUUGGCCACCACGGUUCUAUUCCCUUCCCACCGAUCCACCACUUAGGCCUGAUUGCUGUGUUACCCACAAGGUCCUGUGUUACCCACAGGGUUGGGUCCCAGGCUACUGGGUGUCAGUGAUUAGGACCCACCUGUGACUAGGGGAUGGCGUGGCUACUACUUUGGGAAGUACCCAUGCCAUUCUGCUAGCUCACCUAGUGCUUGGGUGAUAUAGAAAGGUAAUAAUUCAAUACAUUCCUGUUGCCAGAUGUUGCCAGUGUACUGUGGGCCCAAGAAGAUGGAAGCGGGACUCACUCUGAACAGGCAGGGUAUGAAUUGGGCUUGAGAAGGACGUGUCUGCAUAAGAGUGUCCAGUACUCCCAGUGGUGAGAGUUUAGCAUAAAAUUAAAAGUGCAGGGGAAAGUUUCAGAAAGGACAGGGCUAUUGGGGCAGGGUGAUUUCCAUGCCACUGUUGUAGUGGAAGAAGGAAUUCACUCCUAUUUGACCCACCUGCAGGGCAGGCAAACAGGGAAACAGGAUGGGACAGAACACAGCAGACCAGAGGCACUGAAAGAGCAAAUCAAGGGGCGGGUGAAUGUGCUCCCAUCUUCCCUCGAUUUGCCAUCAAUGGAUUACUCGGCCCUGAUGUAGAUGGACUAUUUGAACUGACCCCCUUAAAAACCUACUGAGCUUGAUUCAUGUCAAAUUAAUCACAUUGAAAUCGACGGGACCCUAACAUAAUGAACCCAACACAACUACAGUUUGAAGUGGUGGUGUGUGCGGUGAUACGAAAAUUAUAUUUGUGGUGCUUGAUCAUUCAUACUUGCAGGUUACCGUUUAUUGUUACAGUCAUCCUGUAAUGACCAUGCAUAUGUGAAACAGCCCCCAACAUACACACACACACACACACACACACACACACACACACACACACUUAUCUGAGAAUGCUGCGUGUAAACAUUAGGGCUGUGCAAAUCCGACCGUUGGAUUUGAACACUUGAAUCUCGACGGCCAUUUUAGGAAGGAUCCGCCAUUUUCUCUCACAGCCCUAAGCCCCCGUACAGCCUACAACUCCCAGCAUGCAAUGGUUGGGAGGGCUGUACUUACUGGAGCCCAGGAGCAGAGACCAUACAUGUCCUCACUCGAUCGCCCUAGUAAACAUGUCCAUGGACAUCUUGCUGUCUUUGAAUGUUCCUGAAAAUGGGAAACUUGUCUCCUUUGUCAAUAAGGAGAUAAGCUCACAUGUCCCACCAGGCUAAAGAAGCCUCUUGAAUAGGUCCAGCCCCACCUUCCCCAGCCCGGUCCUCCCAGGUUUGUUGGACGGCCACCCCACUCAUUUCUAGCUCGCAUGACCCUUGGCACCAAGUUGGGAAAGGUAGACCUAGUCCUUCAUUCUUCAUCCCUUCCAAACACUUCCAUGAAAGCCACGAGUGCUCUGCAGAAGUUAACAUGGCUUUAGGGCUCAAAAGUAAGAGAAGUUUGCUUUCAUUUUUAAAGAGGUUGUGCCAAAUAGAGCAGAAUCUGAUGAUUUAUAGUGACCAUUUUUAACAUUUUCUCUCAGUACAUCAAGCACUCCUUUUACCGAUCAACGAGUGAAAGUUGGGGGGGGGAUAAUAAAAUAAAUAAUGUGCUAUAUAACGUG
Molecule: messenger RNA, 3638 nt
Organism: Elgaria multicarinata webbii
Lineage: Eukaryota; Metazoa; Chordata; Lepidosauria; Squamata; Anguidae
Gene: PRR5
Product: proline rich 5
Exons: 8
Coding region: 188-1432 (414 amino acids)
Biological process (GO): TORC2 signaling
Cellular component (GO): TORC2 complex
Source: RefSeq, a predicted model, not a curated record